Saccostrea cuccullata (small rock oyster) is the source of this 779-nucleotide messenger RNA. RefSeq names its product transmembrane protein 230-like. Bases 46 to 396 code for a protein of 116 amino acids. NCBI's taxonomy places the organism in Eukaryota, Metazoa, Mollusca, Bivalvia, Ostreida, Ostreidae. The record is from RefSeq and is a predicted model, not a curated record. The transcript is spliced from 3 exons. Gene Ontology annotation, cellular component: endomembrane system.
UCCGCACAUUUGUUGACAUGAACGUGAAAUAUUUUUAAUAUUUGGAUGAUGCCGAAAAGAUCUGUUGUUGAUGGAGGCUCUGCUAAAUAUCACAAGCUGACAAAGUCUCACGAUGAUGGUUAUAUUGGUUUACAGUUUGAAAGACCACCUCCAAAAGUCCCUUACAAAGCUAUACUAUUAGCUACAGUGCUGUUUUCUAUAGGGACCAUCCUAUUGAUCAUUGGCUCUUUGCUGUUGACGGGCUAUAUCAGUGCAGAGUAUGCAGACAGGACAUGGCCGGUAAUAAUUAUAGGAGCCCUUAUGUUUAUACCUGGGGCCUACCAUGUAAGGAUAGCUUACUAUGCAUACAAAGGAUACAGUGGAUACUCAUAUGAUGACAUUCCAGAAUUUGACUGAAACCUGUAUUUAGCUUCAAACACUCCCUACAUUAUUCAUUCUUUUGAAAGAAACAUCUGGGGUGAAACCAUGUUAAUGCAUGUAGAAAUGGCAGCAUUCAGAGGAAAAAGUUUCCAUGAAUGCUCUUAAAAAUAUUGCUGAAACAAGCAAAACUGUUUUAAGGUUUUUUAACAUGUGCAAUCUACAUUUAGCUUUGUUUCUGUUCCUAUAGUUAUUCAUCUCCCCUUCUUUUAUGUUACCUGUAUAAACAUUAAUUGAUUUGUGAGUUACUUAUUUACCGGGUAUCAAAUAAAGAUGUACAGUCUGUGUGAGUAAUGUGUAUACAUGUAUCUUAAUUUUCCUCUAAAACUUUAUCUUGUGACAUUUAUGAUUUCAUUUUAAUG